Messenger RNA from Bursaphelenchus okinawaensis, 11120 nucleotides. The record is from the annotation of a GenBank genome assembly. NCBI's taxonomy places the organism in Eukaryota, Metazoa, Nematoda, Chromadorea, Rhabditida, Aphelenchoididae.
AUGAAGUUCAAAGCUAACUUUGGAUAUUUUCGGAGACAAAGCAGUGGAAGCUAUUCAUUACCAACUAACAGUGAUGAACAGGUAAGAACGUUGUUUUACUGUUUACUUUGAUAGGCAUCUAAGUUCACUUUAAAAGGUGCCUAAUGCUUUUUGGAAUACUCUUGUUGAACAAUUACAUGUUAUAUGAGAAUGCGUUGUUAACUUAAAAAAUAUUUGAAUUUUGAGGAUUUUGGCAGUAAAGUAAGGUUGUUAACAUAAAAAUAAUGUUUUGCCGAUAAAUUUUAGACUUUAUUCCUAAAACUAGGUAGUUAUAGGUUAAUUAUUGUGUUCAAUGUUGGAGUGUUUAUAUUUUUAAGAUUGUAUUUUAUUUUUAAAAGGUCAUAUUUAAAUGGGAAUUAAAAAACUGGGUUUGAUCUUAAACUUUUAUUAAUUAGUAUUUUUUGUUACCUAAAAACUUUAAAUUCAGUGAUUUGUUGUAGUUGUUUGGUGUAAAAGACUAAAGAAUUAAACUGUUGAUACUGAUGUUAUCUUGACAAAUCUGAGGUCAAGAUUGUCUAUAAAGACCAUCGCACACUUUGUUUUUUGUCUCUAUAUGUGGUGAAAUGGCAUUUCAUUAAAGAUUGGUUUUAAAAAAUGUCUUCUGUAUGACCUGACCAAGAUUUUUCCUCAUUUUUUUAGAUUCACGCUUAUAACUGUAUCAGAAAGAAUAUUAGUUAUUAUAACUUUAUAUAAACUCUUGAGGACUAACAAUCUAGCCUCAAAGAUUGAUAAUAUUUCUAAAAGUUGUAGCAUCUUCAGAACGGUGGCAUUAAAAGAACGUCUUUUAUUAUAUUAUACAUUUUGCUCACGUGUUUCAAACGAAAAAACGGCACAGUCCUUUGAGCGACGGGCUUUUUCGCUUGUUGUGGCCAGUGUGUACGCAAAAUAGAAGAGACAGCCGGCUUUUUCUUUCCCGAAUUUUGCAUUUUUUGGAUUUUUGACGUGCCGAACGAUCUUUAUUGGCCAUUGUUUGGUUAGGAAUGUAAAUUUGAGCUUUCUCUGAUGUUAUUUGAGGUGUUAUCAUUUUGAAAAUGUUUAUAUUUUUAUGGUUUUUGACGAUGGGAGAUGGAUUUUGAGAUAUGAGGGGCAUUAAUAAUAUAUUUUAUGUUGUUUUUGUUGUUACAUUGUUUAUUUUUCAUUGGAAUUGGUUAGGAAACAUUUAAAAUGUCUAAAAAUGCAUUGCAAUCUUUAAAAAAUAAUACUUUUAAAAUAGGUGCCUAAAAUAACAUAAUUUACUGAAUUUAUACCCAAGGACUCAUAGAAGCUUCUCAAAAAUCGUGUAGUAUGCCCUUUCCGUGCUCUUAUGAUAUAUUAUAAGCAAAAAAAGAUUUCGGGCGUGUUUAUCAAGCCUUAUCAAUGGAGCCGAGAGUCUGUGGCUGAUUAGAUGAAAGUGUUGUUAUUAAUCUUCUUUUGAGUUGUAAAUUCAAGUCCUGGUUGUUUGCGGAGAGGAAUUCAGAUAAUGGGGCUGUAAAUUGCUGCUAAAUAAGUAGAUGAUUAUGAAAAAUAAAAAAAUGGAACAUAAAUUACCGUUUUAUAUACUUUGAUAAGAGCUACGAUUGUAAUUGGGUUGGAAUGGGAUUUUUACUGCUUUUUGAGUUUUGACGGGAGAAUUCUGGUAGUAAAGGUAUAGAUGAAGAUAAUAAUGACCGUUCUUAUGGAGGGGAAGGAUGUUGCAAAUUCUUUUUAAAUUGUUUGAUGCCUGUGUUAAUAUAUUGCGACACUCAUUUUAAAACAAAACUUUCAAUCCUUCAAGAUAAAAGUUUGACACACAGAUCAAAACUCAAAGUCUAGACUUUGCCCAGCUGGCCGUUAAUUUGUGAAAAUGCUGAAAUGGUACGAGAAGUUUUGUCAUAAAAAAGUGAUGGGUUUGAUUCCUUUGUUUGCUCUUUAUAAUCCAAAUAAUUCUCGUCUUUUUGUUGCGAAAUCGAGAGUUAGAAAAAAUAGGCUUACAGAGUGCUUAACGUUGUUGCUACGGGUAUUAUAGUAGGUGGUAGGGCGUUUUAAGUAAGGUUUAGUUUGAAACUGUGACUUAGCUACGAAUUUUUAGGUUUUUUUGUUUAGGCGGGGGGGGUGACGAAGUUAGAUUUUUUGUCUACAAAUAAUAUCUGAGGCCUACUUUGGAUUUUUUUGGACUAUGACUUUGAGGGUCGGGGUGGAUCUUUGCAGUAGUUUCAAUAAAAAAUAUAAAAGAAUUGUUUUAAAGACAAGCAGAUGACAUUUUGUCUCGAAAAUGACGCAUAUUUUGAAUCAAGUUGGUCAAUAUUUUUGGCUUAUUUAUUUCCAAAACCAGCUGCUUUUAAUGCCAUUUUAAAGGAUUUUUUAAAAGUCAGGAUUUUAGACUUUUUUUCUGUUAUUUGUUAUUUAAAGCCGCUUAUCGUGUGCUAUGAUGGCCACUUAUUGUAAAUACUCUGACGAGAAUGGAUAAACAGUAGUAAUGUGAGGAGGUAUUGUCAUGGAUUUGUCAUAUUUUUGUAUUAUGUUUUUAAAUAAUUCUGUGCUCUUUCGCAAAGUUUUCAAAUUUUGGGGUUAAGGGGCACAGAAGUAUUUGAACAACCUAAUGGUAUAUUUUCGGUUAAACGUUGAUAGCUUAAUAUAUGAAUGUCAAGGCUCUUCCUACGCUUUAUUAUAAUUAGACUCUUUUAAUGUUAAAAGUCUGAUAGUGUCUUUAUCAACGUUUAUGCCCAGAGGGUCUAUUAUAAGUGUUGAUGACGUUCCGUCGCCUUAAAGAGAUUAUAAUUGCUUUUAAAUAAAGUUUUGCUUCAUUAAGGGGGUUAGUUAACGUUACUUUAUGCUACCCUGAACCUUAUGGGAAGAAUUUUUUAAAUUUUGAGUUUUGUUACUUAUAAUUAUGAAUUAUGUUAAUUAAAGGCUGUUUUAGCGGUGAAAAGUGACGAUAAUGUUGAAAGUAUGGUUUUUUUGAAGUUUGUGGUGAACAAAAUGAUAUUUUUAAUGUUUCUACGUUUUUUUAUUUAAUUUUGUAAAAUACGGAAGCGCUUAUUGUAUUGUUUGUUUUAGAGUUCAACAAGCCACGAAAUGAGUAACAGUGGAAAGAAGAAUCCUCAUAACGGUAGUUUCGAGAAUCCUCCAUCGGUCAACUUCUUCACGUCGGUCGAUGAUGAUUCGACUGAUGUGCCCGACGUCGAGAAGCAAGAAAUCGACAAGUUGGCGGAACAGGCAAAGCGACAACAGAUCUCGCGACAAUCCAGCGGAAAACCAUGGACUUUGAGUAGGCGUUUUAGGAUGUUUUAUAUUGGUUUAGAUCUCACUUGUCAAAAGCUGGGUUUUGUUCAUCAGGAGACGGAAAUAAUAUUUUUUUAUUGACAAAUUGAUAGAAUUAUUGUUUUUGUGAUCAAAAUCAAAGACAACAUCUUAUAAAAACUUUGAUUUUAAUUGAAUUGGCUAUAAAAACCUUGUUUUGUUUACAAAAAUAUUGUUCUAGAGCAAGUAGACAGCGAAAUCUUCGACACAUCUCCAUUCAAAACAGGUCUGGCUGAUAAAAUGUCGUCUGGCCCGUCUCAUGUGGUGUCGUCGCCCUUCGAAUCGCCACAAUAUCCGAUUGAGAUUCAGGAGACAAAGAAGGCGAUUCAAAGACAAAUCGACAAUAGGUAAUGGUUGAGAGUGGCUUUUCUUGCUUGUUUUGGUUGCUUAGUAUACGAGUUUGUAUUACAGAUGCAUUCUGUUAACAGCUUGCUUUAAAACUAAUAUUUUGUACUGGCUGAUAUAGAGGGUCGACUGCAUUACUAGUUUAAUUAAUAGUUUAGAGGCUAUUUGAAGUUUCGCCAGCUUUUUCUGGUAGACCAUAGAAUACAAUAACACGUUUUGAUAAUUUUAACUUAACAUUGGAAAGCUCAAAGCUUUGAAUGUGCUUGACUGACUGCAUUUUACCCUGAUUUUAGGUGUUCACGAGCUAACCGUCGCUAUUCCCUUCAGUGAGUGAAAAGGUGUAGUGAUUGGUGUUAUUUGUCGUUAACUUGAUAUUGUCGUUGAUUACUGCGUCUUAUAGAAGCACUGUCCUAUAUAUAGAGGCUGACACUUGUAGGGAAUGACGUUUGUAAACCUAUAGUACUACCAGUGAUAAUAUAGCGUUCAUUUCUUGUGCUGUGUUGUUAGUGGCAGUUUUGUACUGAAUAUAGUACUAGUAGUGACUUUUAGUAAAAAUUGGGCUUAACUUACUUUUUUAUGAUCGUCAAUGUUAUAGUAGGUUGAAAAGUUGGAAUAUUUUGAAAUUUCAAUAAGAAAAUGUUACUGUACAGAGCAAAUUUAAAACCGUACUGUACUAAGUAAAUAUUGUUGUAGAUAGACAAGUGACCGAUAAUCUGUCGGUUGGGGGCGCCAUACUGAUAAAAGUCACAAUUUCCUCGAAAUCUUUAUUUUUUUUACACGUUUUACUGGUACGGUGAUUAGAUUAUAAGUUAAGCACUGAUAAGUAAGUGGAAGUUAAUUAGGCUUCUAUUGUUUGAUCAGCAAGCUCUUUAUAAGUUUUUUUUUAUUUUUAAAAGUAUAUAUAGUACUUUUGGUCUUAUCUGUAUUGUAUAGGUUGAUUUUUAAGUAGUUAAGGUUGAUAUUAUGGUGGUUAAAAUAAUUUAUCGAUUUUAUUGUAGGUAGAAUAACUACAAUCUUAUUGCUACUGAUACUUUUUUAUGUUUUUUUGAUCUGUAAUUGACAUGAAGGUAGUUAAUGUUUGCAUUUGUACGCUUUUUAAAGCUUAAGGUGCUUUCUCAAGUCUUAUCAGUAACAAACUUUGGUUUUUAUAAACAAUAGGGAUUAGUGGUGUCUUAUCAGUGCAAAACUGAUUAGUUGGGAAUUAUAACGGCUAGCUUUGGCAUUAAAUGAUAAACCGAUGGGUGGCUAAAAAUUGUGAUUUAUUACUGUAAUUUCUUGCUAAAAUUGACAAUUUUUGAUAAAUUUAAAAUACAGUGAAACUUCUUUGUUAUGACCUUUGAUAGUAUCAUGUACAGCUUCUCUAUUAUACUCAAUGGUAUGACACUCUUUAUAAUGACAGCAUUCUGGCCGCUUGUUGAUACAGAAUUCUUAUCAAAAAUUACCUGGAUAGUGUCACGCCCUGGUUAUAAGGACAGAUAUGGACCAGUCCUGGGAGUAUCAUACUAAAGACUGUAUUGAUUGAUAAUAUUUUCGAGUUUUUGUACUUAUUUCUCGUUUUUUUGGGUUUUUUAAGUCCAAAAGUAGUUUUUUUGCAUGCUGCAGUUUUUAAAGCUUAUAAUGAUUGCACCGUGCUAAGAAAUUGAUAUUAAUACGGUGAAACAUCUGUAUAACGGAUCACUUAGAGGUUGUUGUUUGUUAUACAGGAGUUCCACUGUAUUUUUAAAAUAAUUAAAUUUGGGUAAGAAAUAAGUUCAAAAACCACAUUUUUAAAAAUAUUUUUGUUUUUUAGAAAACAUCUUUAUCUGUAAAAUGUUUUUGCAAAAAAAAUUUUUUUUUAAUUUUGUGUUAUUUUGAAAUUGAUAACAAAACAUUAAGUAUCUGAAGAGAUAACAAUGUAGACUAAAGACCCUUGUCUUACGUGCAAUGUGAACUUGUUAAUGUCCCUUUUGACGCGAUAAAAUACAAAACUUUGGGCGAAUUUUGAAUUUUUUCAAAUUUCAGAUAAAAUUUGAUUUAAAGUUUCGAUUACAAUAGAAAUUUCGACUUUGAAAUAUUUUAAUUGAAAUAUUCUGGCUAAUAUGAGUCCGCCUAAUCUAGAUACGACAAUUUUACGGUAUGUUUUUAGGAGAAAAUGUUGUUUUAUCUGGUUAUUUAUUCAAGUAUAAGGAUAAAUUAGGUGUUUUAUAAGUUUAAGGUCUUCUCUAUAGGUUUAAAAUUGUGAAGGAUAUGUUAGUAUGAACCUUUGAGUCUAAAUAUAGCUUUAUUAUGUUGUUUAGUGCAUAAUCUUUCGUCUUGUAACGGGUUUCCUCACGCUUGAACUAUUGAAACCUUAAAUUCGAAGGCCAUAAAACAUUAGCCGAAAACAGCAUUUAACUUUUCACAAUAUAAUGCUUCAUAUAUAGUUAUUAAGCCUCAAAUUAAAGCUUCUGCUCUUCUGAGUGCUAACUUUUUAAAAUUUUUGGGGAACUUUUAUCGAAAUUCGCUAAUUAGCCUGGGGCACAAUUCCCACGUGUUUGUUCCAAAACAAUUUUCGAUCGUCACCCUCGAGGCUAUUUGUUUGUUAUUCCGCACAAACACAGCAUGCUAUCAGUAUAUUAUUCUUGAUUUCGAAUAUGGAACGGUUAAGUCGAGCUCCUCUCCGAUAUUAUCCUUCAAGGUAACUUAAAUUGGUAAUGUCUUUGUGUUUCUGGGAUACUUUUGGUAAUAUCUUGAUGUCUUGAGCUAAGUUUAGUUAGACUUUGAUAUUGUAGGAUGUUACAUUUGGUUUUUUUAAGGUAUCUUUCUUUUAUAGCAAUCUUUAUUGCUAUUAUAGAGUAUUUUUUAGUGUAAUUUGUAUUAAAAUUGUUAUAGAAGUUGUUAAUGAGUUGAUAUGUAUGGUAAAUGGCAGUUUCGUAAUGUAAAUGAGCAGUGUGAUGUGUGAAAGAGUUUUGCUAACUUUUGUUUGUAUUAAUUGUCUGUGCUAACAUCUACAUCAAUAUCUGAAAUAAUAGUGUUUAUACUAACAUUUACUACUGUGGUACCUUCUAAUAAGAUAUAGAUAUAUUACAGUAAUAUUUGUAAAACUAACAUAAACAGCACACUUUUUGUCUGUUAGCACUUACUACAAUAUAAACAGAUGUUUAAACGUUGGUUUUCUAGAACUCGUCUUGAAAGUAAUGGUCAGCCAUCUCCAGAUCGUCACCAAUCUCAUUCUCCACAGCCGACGCUUGAAUGUGGCAGCUGGGGCGAUGCGAAUGGUGCCAUACCUGAAAGAGACAUAGCUUCACCUCAGCUGGUGGAGAUGCACACUUUCCGCGAUGCCAUUGAUGUUAACUAUCAACGAAUGGCGUUGACUGGCGAGGAGUUGUCUGGGGUAAGAAAAUGUGAUUUAAAAGUUGUUUUAAAUAUUGAAAAUUGAAGGAACCUAGAAUUUUGUUUAUCAAAGAUGAUUUUGAUGAUAUUGAUAUAACUGGAUAGUUGAUAUUAACACAUCUGGAGGGGGGUUAAAAAUAGGAAAUUUUGAUCAAAUUGUGAUGACAAUGAUUAUACUGCGAAGUCAAGAAGAUCAAGCUAAAGUAAAACAUUGUAGGUACCGCUAGAAGAUUUAAAAGUGGCUUCAAAACAGAUUCAAGAAGCCUUAAACCUAAGGCAACAGUAUAUGGAUAGGAUUGGCAACUUCUUUCCUACGACUACAAGGAACUUUUUGAAUGGUGAAUAUCCAAAGAACCUGCCAAAGUGCAGGAAGAAGAACACCGAAAUGUGUAAGUUCAAUACUGGCGAGAUGUAGUAAAAAUUAGGUGAUAUAGAAGUAAAAUACGUUUUCUAUAAUUUUUGAUAAUAUAUCAUGUUAAAAUGAUGUUUUAUCGCUAGUAAUGGUACUCAACUACUACAAUAUAAUUGAUAGUAGUACUGUAAUAAAAUAACAAACUUUAAAGCAGUUUUACUACCGUAACUUUACAAAACUAAAAAUUUAGUAAAGACACUAAAGUCUUGCUUGUGUGUAAAUGUUGUCAUCGUACUCUCGGCUGAGUACGACAUUUUACCCGGUUAUUGUACUAAAGUAAUACCUGUUAUCUGGAUUAAUUAAAUUGAACUUUUUGAGAGAAAUGGCGGCGGAUCGGAGGCUUCGAGAAUGUAAUACUUAAUUUUAGUGGGAAUGCUAUGUAGGUUUUGUCACCGGCACGAAACUCUAAUUUUCGGUAUUUUCGAAGCGUUGGUUACGGUAACAUUAGAUAGGCGUUGUUAUUGUGGUCGUGGCUACUGUAUUUUUGCUAUUUUUUGAGUUCUGAUGUUGUAAAUUUUGGUUAAAGGUUGGGUGCGGGUUGAAAUUGGCAAAGAGCAUUUAUAUUACACUAGGCAGGGCAGGGUCAAGUAAGAAAAUUUUUUUUUAAAUUUUGAAUUUUGGUUACCGGAUAUCAAGUGUUAAAGCAGUUGUACAGAUAGCAAAAAGUAUUGUUUAGUCAUUGAAGAACGCCGCCGGCAACAGCAGCAGCAUGAGGAAGAGGAAGAACGUGAACGGCUGCGGGUCCUUCUAGCCGAACGCCGAAGCUCAGGUUAGAGGUGUGCGGUGAUUCGAACAUACUAACAUGUCAUAAAGAAUCAUAACAUAGGGUUUAAAUUUAAUAUUAUUUAAAAAAGACUUCACUUUUGAGUUCGUGGAGUAUAAGUGGUCAUUUGGAAUUCUUAAAAAUUUAUGUUACACUAGGUUAAGCUAGUAACUUCUUUCGGCUUUUUGGGCGUUUUAAAGAGGCUUUGAAUAACUACUUCUUGUAGGUACACCGAGCUGUUUUUAAAUGGUUCUUUAGAUUUUAAAAUUUGUAUUUUAGAACAGUGUUAGUUGUUUUACCUUAAGUUAUGUAUCAUAUCUUAGUGGUUGUGUUGCUGUGACUCUUGAAUUUUCUUUUCAACUUCUCUAAACAUACCUUUUCUAUAUUUUAGUUAACGGUUUUUGGUUUGAUUCUGAUUUUCACCUUUAAAAUUUCCAAAAUUAAAAGUUAACACCCUUUCAAACGAUCAUAACUUACCAAUAUCGAUUGAUGACAUUGUUAAUGUUGCUGUUUAGCUGCUCACACAUCCUUCCAUCCUCCAGAACCACCAGUGGAUCAUUGGGGAUUAAAUGACCCGUUGCCAAAGUAUCAACAGUUCAAAUUGGCUAGGAAACAUGGAGUGGUAUGUUUAUGUGGCAUUUGAUUAUAGGUAUAAGGGGCAUUGUUUGGGGGAAUUUACUUUAUGUGUUAUUACAUUUAUAGAAGUGGAAAGUUAUUUAUGGUUUAUGAUGAAAAGUUUCUAGUUUUUAUGGAAAAGUCCUUUUAAUAUUUUUUGCUAUAUUGUAGUAGCCAUAGCAUUAAAAACCUCUAUUUCUAGGUAGAAGUACUGGACACAAAUGGCCAACUCCACUCCGAACUCGCCGGCUCCUACAUAGACAGAAUCCAGUUCCUCAGCGAUUACGAACGACUAAUCACGAUGAUCGCGGACGGCCCUCUGAAGUCGUUCUGUUAUCGUCGCCUGUCCUUCCUUCAGACCAAAUUCCAACUUCACGUCCUGUUGAAUGAGCUUCGCGAACUUCACGAACAGAAGUCUGUGCCUCACCGUGAUUUCUACAACAUCAGAAAAGUGGACACUCACAUUCACGCGGCUUCGUCUAUGAAUCAGAAGCAUUUGUUGCGUUUUAUUAAGAAGAAGCUGAAGACCGAGGCUGAUGUUGUUGUUAUGGAGCAGGUGGGUGAUUUUUCGUGAUUUUUUGAGGCUUUAGCUAAUCUUUUAGAUAUUGUUGAAGGUUUUAAAAUGAUGUCUCGGCUUUGAAAAGGAUAAAAAAUUAAUUUUUUGAUGUUACAGUAGAUGAAAUUUGAAAUGUUGUUAUUUUCCAGGGCGGCCGCAAAAUAACGAUGAAACAACUCUUCAAAGAACUCGGUCUAGACGCCUACGACCUCAGUGUAGACAUGUUGGACGUGCACGCCGACCGCAACACGUUCCAUCGCUUCGACAAGUUCAACACCAAGUACAAUCCAGUAGGUCAGAGUUCCCUGCGCGAAGUCUUUAUUAAAACUGAUAACUAUGUCAACGGAACUUACUUUGCCGAAGUCUUGAAGGAGGUUCUGUCAGAUCUGGAGGAUUCAAAGUAUCAACAGGCCGAGCCAAGGCUUUCGAUUUACGGCCGCAAAAACGACGAAUGGGACAAGUUGGCUAAGUGGGCGAUCAGUCACGACGUUUGGUCGCCGAAUGUCAGAUGGAUGGUACAGAUUCCGCGAUUGUUGUAAGUUUGGGCAUCACAAUGCUAUUUUUUCUAAAAUAAUUGAUUUUUGGGUUGUCUUGAGCUGUGUUGGGCCGGAAUUAUGAAAAAUGAAGUUUUCGUGGUGGGACCAAAAUGUGCAUGUAUGGAUUUUUUCUGAAAAGGUAUUUACAGCACUAAAAAACGGUGUAUUUAUUAGAAGUACUAUUCUAGGAGGAGAAAAUGUCAUUUUUAUGUUUUGUAGAAUAGUUUUAUGUAUAGUAACUACGUAUACCUUUAGCGAUGUCUACAAAGAAAAGAAGAUGAUUGCCAAUUUUGACCAGUUUUUGGAUAAUCUGUUCACGCCUUUAUUCGAAGCCACCAACGAUCCAGAUUCACACCCAGAACUCUUCAGAUUUUUAUUGAACGUCAGUGGCAUUGACUCGGUUGAUGACGAGAGUAAACAUGAAUAUGUUCAUGUAAGUAUAUUUGCUAUUUUACUUUUCUUAUACUGUACUCAAAAAAAAGAAUAGUUUUUUGAUAUUUCAGUAGAUUUUAUGCACUUUUGGACUCAAAAAUUUAAAACCUAUCUAUUUUAACCUAAACUUUGAACUUUCAGUUUGACAAAUCCACCCCCGAACCAGCCGAAUACACAGACGCCGAGAAUCCACCCUACAGUUACUAUCUCUACUACAUGUAUGCCAAUCUGACAGCUCUGAAUGCGUUCCGUAGAAUGAGAGGCCUGAACACCUUCUCUUUGAGACCUCACUGUGGAGAAGCUGGUCAUGUUAACCAUCUUAUCAUUGGAUUUUUGACAUCUGAAAGCAUCGCUCACGGUCUUCUGUUGCGCAAAGUCCCUGUUCUACAAUAUCUGUUCUACCUGACUCAAAUGGGUAUUGCUAUGUCACCAUUGUCGAACAACAGCUUGUUCAUCAGUUAUCAUCGGAAUCCGUUGCCAGAAUACCUGAUGAAGGGGCUGAAUGUGAGCAUCUCUACCGACGAUCCUCUUCAGUUCCACUUCACCAAAGAGGCCUUGAUGGAGGAGUUUAGUAUCGCGGCUCAAGUAUGGAAACUGUCGAGUUGUGACAUGUGUGAGUUGGCCAGGAACUCGGUGCUUCAGAGUGGCUUUGAGGACAAGGUUAAGAUCCAUUGGUUGGGGCCGAACUACAAGGAAGAGGGCGUUCUCGGGAACGACGUGGCCAGAACCAACGUGCCCGACAUCAGAGUGUCAUUCAGACACGAAGCUUUGGUUGAUGAACUAUACAACUUGUUUAGAUCGCAUCAUCUUUAA